This is a messenger RNA of Myotis brandtii (Brandt's bat), 2791 nucleotides long. It is a transcript of the gene CLPTM1, whose product is annotated as cleft lip and palate associated transmembrane protein 1. The coding region runs from base 16 to 2343 and encodes 775 amino acids. The transcript has 14 exons. The record is from RefSeq and is a predicted model, not a curated record. Lineage: Eukaryota; Metazoa; Chordata; Mammalia; Chiroptera; Vespertilionidae. Gene Ontology annotation, cellular component: endomembrane system; membrane.
UGCAGACAUUGCUAAAUGCCCCCGGGUGGGAGGGGCAAGAUUGCCCCUGCUGGAGAGCCACUGGAUGAGAGGAGCAUCAGCCAGCUGAGCUCUUUUAUUUCAGAAGUGUGCCAGCUAUCCCUUCCUCAUAGCCUGUGCAUAGGUUUCUCCCUUCUUACCUGGUUGAUCCUUAGAGUCCUGUACAUCUCAGACAUUCUCUCCCCUAGGAAGCCCUCUCUGACCCUCGGACUGGGUCAGGGCUCCACAGCCCCCUGGGCUCCCCUGUCCCCAGCACUGCCCACACUGGGGUGUCACUGUCCAUCUGUCUCCUCCGCUGACAGGAGCUGCAGGAGGACAGUACUGGGACUGUCUUGGUCAUCACUGUGUCCUCAGCACCGCCCAGCUGAGGCCUUGGCACAGGUGACCAGCAAUGGCAGCAUCGGGAGGGACCUGCCAGCGGAGACCCAGCCCCAGAACCCACCCCAGCCAGCACCCAACGCCUGGCAGGUCAUCAAAGGUGUCCUAUUCAGGAUCUUCAUCAUCUGGGCCAUCAGCAGCUGGUUCCGCCGAGGGCAGGCCCCUCAGGACCAAGUGGGCCCCGGAGGAGCCCCGCGCGUCGCCAGCCGCAACCUGUUCCCCAAAGACACUUUAAUGAACCUGCACGUGUACAUCUCAGAGCACGAGCACUUUACAGACUUCAACGCCACGUCAGCACUCUUCUGGGAGCAGCACGACCUUGUGUAUGGCGACUGGACUAGCGGCGAGAACUCAGAUGGCUGCUAUGAGCACUUUGCUGAGCUCGACAUUCCACAGAGCGUUCAGCAGAAUGGCUCCAUCUACAUCCACGUCUACUUCACCAAGAGUGGCUUCCACCCAGACCCCCGGCAGAAGGCCCUGUAUCGCCGGCUCGCCACGGUCCACAUGUCUCGGAUGAUCAACAAAUACAAGCGCCGGCGGUUUCAGAAAACCAAGAACCUGUUGACAGGAGAGACAGAAGCCGAUCCAGAAAUGAUCAAGAGGGCCGAGGACUAUGGGCCUGUAGAAGUGAUCUCCCACUGGCACCCCAACAUCACCAUCAACAUUGUGGACGACCACACACCGUGGGUGAAGGGCAGCGUGCCUCCGCCCCUGGACCAGUACGUGAAAUUCGACGCCGUGAGCGGUGACUACUACCCCAUCAUCUACUUCAACGAUUACUGGAACCUGCAGAAGGACUACUACCCCAUCAACGAGAGCCUGGCCAGCCUGCCGCUCCGCGUCUCCUUCUGCCCACUCUCUCUCUGGCGCUGGCAGCUCUACGCCGCCCAGAGCACCAAGUCGCCCUGGAACUUCCUGGGUGAUGAGCUAUACGAGCAGUCAGAUGAGGAGCAGGACUCGGUGAAGGUUGCCCUCCUAGAGACCAACCCCUACCUGCUGGCUCUCACCAUCAUCGUGUCCAUCGUCCACAGUGUCUUUGAGUUCCUGGCCUUCAAGAACGAUAUCCAGUUCUGGAACAGCCGGCAGUCCCUGGAGGGCCUGUCCGUGCGCUCCGUCUUCUUCGGAGUUUUCCAAUCUUUCGUGGUCCUCCUCUACAUCCUGGACAACGAGACCAACUUCGUGGUCCAGGUCAGCGUCUUCAUCGGGGUCCUCAUUGACCUCUGGAAGAUCACCAAGGUCAUGGAUGUCCGGCUGGACCGGGAGCACAAGGUGGCAGGACUCUUCCCCCGCCCAACCUUCAAAGACAAGUCCACGUACAUCGAGUCCUCAACAAAAGUGUACGAUGAUAUGGCAUUUCGGUACCUGUCGUGGAUCCUCUUCCCACUCCUGGGCUGCUACGCGGUCUACAGCCUUCUGUACCUGGAGCACAAGGGCUGGUACUCCUGGGUGCUCAGCAUGCUCUACGGCUUCCUGCUGACCUUCGGCUUUAUCACCAUGACACCCCAGCUCUUCAUCAACUACAAGCUCAAGUCUGUGGCCCACCUGCCCUGGCGCAUGCUCACCUACAAGGCCCUUAACACCUUCAUCGAUGACCUGUUCGCCUUUGUGAUCAAGAUGCCUGUUAUGUACCGGAUCGGCUGCCUGCGGGAUGAUGUGGUCUUCUUCAUCUACCUCUACCAACGGUGGAUCUACCGCGUCGACCCCACACGGGUGAAUGAGUUUGGCAUGAGUGGUGAGGCACCGACAGCAACUGCCCCCGUGGCCGAGGCCCCAACAGCCACAGGGGCCCUCUCACCCCCACCCACUCCUGACCCUGCCACAAUCACCACCGCCGCCGGGGAGGAGGCCUCUACGCCCAUGCCUGCCAAGCCCACCCAGGGGGCCAGCUCCACCACCGAGCCCCAGGAAGUCCCUCCAAAACCGGCAGAGGACAAGAAAAGGGAUUAACUGUUCCUGGUCAUCGUUGUCUGCUCCGGCUCCUGGUGACACCGCCCCUGCCGACCCAGGCCCCUCGCCUCCCCUCCCUAUUGCCCUCUCCCUGGACAGAUUGGGCCGGGGCGGCAGGAGACCCCUUUUGGGCCAGGGCCCAGUGCAUGGUGUGGGGGCUGGGCAGGCCAGGGCACGUGGUUUGUGGAGGCGCCGUCUGUCUGUCUGUUCCUGUGUUUUAGCCAUCUUGCCCCGCCAGCCCAGCACCAUUGGGAAUCAUGGUGAAGCCGAUGCGGCACUGCUGAGGGGGUGGGCCAGGCAGGGGAGAGGCCAGGGCCCCUCUGUGGGAUGCCCGCGGCCAUCCAUCAUCUUGUCCCUCGUCCCCUGACCAGCCCCCUCCUCCCAGACCGCCACCCUUUAACACAGUCUGAAUUUAAUAAAUUCAUGUGGGUGUUUAACUUAAACUCAA